Molecule: messenger RNA, 6551 nt
Organism: Monopterus albus (swamp eel)
Lineage: Eukaryota; Metazoa; Chordata; Actinopteri; Synbranchiformes; Synbranchidae
Gene: znf236
Product: zinc finger protein 236
Exons: 32
Coding region: 75-5654 (1859 amino acids)
Biological process (GO): regulation of transcription by RNA polymerase II
Cellular component (GO): nucleus
Molecular function (GO): DNA-binding transcription factor activity, RNA polymerase II-specific; RNA polymerase II cis-regulatory region sequence-specific DNA binding
Source: RefSeq, a predicted model, not a curated record
CUGUCUACAAAUGACCGAGUCGCCAUUUUGAAAAACAAACUGUUCACAGCACACCCGCUCCGAGUACUGGAACUAUGCCGCGUGGUCGGCCUCGCAAACUGAGAGUUAAAAGCAACGACGAAACAGAUGUGGAUCCCAGCGAAUCAAAGGCAGGAAAUUUCAGUGAUGGUGAGCUCAAGGACAAGAAGUGCACAAUAUGCUGUCAGAUCUUUACCACAGAGAGCCAGCUGCAGAAGCAUCUCCGUGAGCAUGAGAUCAAUGAUAAGCCUCAUCGGUGUGAGCGGUGCCCACAGACGUUUAAUGUGGAGUUCAACCUCAUGCUUCACAAGUCCACACACACAACCUCUGACUUCACCUGCCCUGUUUGUAACAAAAAGUUCUCCCGCAUUGCCAGCCUCAAAUCCCAUAUCAUGCUGCAUGAGAAGGAGGAGAAUUUGAUCUGUGCAGAGUGUGGAGAUGAGUUUGUUCUUCAGAGCCAGCUGUCUCUGCACUUGGAGGAGCACCGUAAGGAGCUGUCGGGCAUCAAGGUCUUCACCUGUAAGACCUGUAACAAGGAGUUUAAGACAUCUGUACACCUCAAGGACCACAUGAAGAGUCACGUCAAGAUGAGGUCACUCACCUCAAGUUCCAGAAACUACAAGAAAAAUAUCGAUCGCAGUGGCUUCACAAACAGCUGCCAUCACUGUGGAAAGGCUUUCAAAAAGCCCAGCCAGCUUGUCAGACACAUACGAAUACACACAGGUGAAAGGCCCUACAAGUGCACCCAUUGUGGCAAGGCAUUCAACCAGAAGGUGGUGCUGCAGACUCACAUGGUGAGACACACUGGAGAGAAACCUCACCUCUGCAUGUUCUGCCCUGCGUCUUUCUCCCAGAAGGGGAAUCUGCACUCUCAUGUUCAGAGAGUUCAUUCUGAGACUAAAGGUGUACCACUGUUCCCAUGCAUGGACUGUAGCUGUGUAUUUAAGAAGCUGGGCAGUCUGAACGCUCACAUCAGUAAGAUGCACAUCUCUGUGAUUGAGGUUCCCUCUAACACUCCGGAGGCAGAGGUGACAGGCCAGGCUCCAGGAGGUUCAGAGGGUGGUGAGGGGGUGACGGAUGUCAUCCAGCAACUUCUAGAGCUGUCUGAACAGGUUAGCGGGGAGACAGCCCAACCCCCACCUCCAGAGCCAGCUAUUGCCAUGGAAGCUGCUAUCAACCAGGACAUCCUGCAGCAAGCUCUGGAGAACAGCGGCCUGAGUGUGGUCCAUCCACAGGGUGACUCCACACCCAGAGAGUCACAGAACCAGACUGCUGAGGGUGCAGCUGUAGAAAAGAAAGGACAAGUUCCAGACAAAUCGAUCAGGGAAAAGAAAAGGAGCAUUUUUAAAAAGCCUAUACAAAUGCCAGGCUCCAUCAGGGAGGAGAAUGGUGUUCGCUGGCAUGGCUGCCCAUACUGCUCCAAAGAGUUUAAGAAGCCCAGCGACCUUGUUCGCCAUAUCCGCAUCCACACCCAUGAGAAGCCUUUCAAGUGCAAACAGUGCUUCAGAGCUUUUGCUGUCAAGAGUACCCUGACAGCACAUAUGAAAACGCACACGGGUAUCAAGGCCUUUGAGUGUCAGUGCUGUCUGAAGUGCUUUUCCACCUCUGGCAGCAUGAAGGUACACAUGCGGCUGCACACAGGUGUACGCCCUUUUCCCUGCCCUCACUGUGACAAGAUCUUUCGUACAUCAGGCCACAGGAAAACACACAUUGCUUCUCACUUCAAAAGCUUGCAGCAGAAGAAACACAAAUUUCCACGGAAAACCAACAAAGCCAAAGUGUCAAAGAGUAACCUACCUCUGCCUGAUAUCCCCCUGCAGGAACCCAUCCUCAUCACUGACUUUGGCCUCAUCCCAUCCCAGAAUCCUCGCCUGGCUUUCCAGCAGUACCUGGAGGUGGUGAGCAAUGACCGGCCUUAUAAAUGCCAGUUCUGCAGUAAGGCCUAUAAGAAAUCAAGCCACCUGAAACAGCAUGUCAGGUCUCAUACAGGAGAAAGGCCCUACAAGUGUGUGCAGUGCAGCCGGGGUUUUGCCUCCUCUGGAGUGCUCAAAGCUCACAUCAGGACGCAUUCAGGCCUAAAGGCGUACAAAUGCCUGAUGUGUGACACAACGUUUACCACCAGUGGCAGCCUGCGACGUCACAUGACCACGCACAGUGACCUGCGACCUUACAUGUGUCCUUACUGUCAGAAGACCUUCAAGUCUUCGCCCAACUGCAGGAAGCACAUGAAGACACAUAGGUAUGAACUGGCUCAGCAGCUACAGCCCCAGGCAACAGAAGACCCCUUAGGAGCGAGCACUGUGGCCCAUGAAAUGCAGGUAGAAAUAGAGGCAGACUCCCUCCAGCAAACAUCUGCCACCUCAGCAGAGCAGCAAAGCAUGCUGGGACUGGGCCAGACAGAAGUUGUGAAUGGAGGUCAACAAGUGACACUGGAGACACCCCUGACUGACCAACCACUAGUUCAAGGAGAAGACUCAUAUGUGACUACCCAACAUGCUUUACCUCAGAAUAUUAGUCAGUUUGAGACACCAGCACUCCCUCAGCCUGGCUUUGACCAACAAGCUCUAACGCAAGGCUUCACCAUCACUGAAUCAAGCUACAAUCAAUCCCAGUUCUCAACUGUCCAGCAGCUGCAGGAUUCAAGCACCUUGGAGUCUCAGGCCCUGUCCUCCAGCUAUCACCCUCCGAAUCUGCUCCAUGUUCCCGGUGCUGAAGUGACGAACGGGCUCCUUCAGCAGAGCAGUCAGAGUGAGCUUCAGAUGACUGCUGAGACACAGGACUACCAGGAUGACAGUGAGGACAACACCAAGAGAGCCUAUAGGUGCAGUUGGUGUAAUAAGGGCUUUAAAAAGUCAAGUCAUCUGAAGCAGCAUGUGCGCUCCCACACUGGGGAGAAACCAUAUAGAUGUCAUCUCUGUGGACGAGCCUUUGUAUCAGCCGGAGUGCUGAAGUCCCACCUCAACACACAUACCGGAGUGAAGCCCUUUAAGUGUAACAUUUGUGAUGCCUCAUUCACCACUAAUGGCAGCCUGAACCGCCACAUGAUUAUUCACAUCAAGUCUUUCAAAUGCUCCAUGUGUGACGAGAGCUUCAGGACCAGCCUGCUGUGUAAAAAGCAUAUGAAGAAGGAGCACGCUGUGGAGGAUCAAAUUAUAGGUCUGGAUAGUCAAGAUGUUGAGGAAGAAGAGGAGGAAGAGGAAGGCGAGCAAAAGUCAUCAAAGAGGAGGGGUUUGGAGAUAAUCACUUUCACUGAAGAACAGGCAGCCGAGCUGGCAAAGGAUCCUGGUGAGGAGGCCUCAGUGUCAGAGCGGAUCCUCGCCCAGUCAGCGGCUGAGCGGGAUCGAAUCAGCGAGAUCAAGGACAAGGCCGUGGAGCUGGAAACGGAGCCUAAGUUUGCAAACUGCUGCAAUUACUGCCCCAAGAGCUUCAAGAAACCCAGUGACCUCAUCAGGCAUAUUCGGAUCCAUACAGGAGAAAAACCGUACAAGUGUGAUGAAUGUGGGAAAAGUUUCACAGUGAAAUCUACUCUGGACUGCCAUGUGAAGACACACACAGGUCAGAAACUGUUCAGCUGUCAUAUGUGCAACACCUCCUUUUCAACAAAGGGCAGCUUAAAGGUACACAUGCGCCUCCACACCGGCUCCAAGCCCUUCAAAUGUCCCUUCUGUGAACUCCGCUUUAGAACGUCAGGCCAUCGCAAAACCCACAUCCAAUUCCACUUCCGGCAGAGCAGCGACAGCCGCAAGGCCAAGCGGUCUGCUUCAUCUGCAGGUCAGGCUCUUCAGUGUCAGGACACAGGGACUGGACAGGCUGUGGCAACAGGCCAGGGCCAGCAGCCAGCUGCUUCAGAGGUGCUUCAGCCUGUGGGUCUGCUAAAAACACCUAACUCUGACCCCAAUAUUUACCUCCCAGCCAACCAAGUCCUGACAGGGCAGUUUGACCAAAAUCUACUGCAAUCAGGACUGGUGGGACAGGCCAUCCUACCGGCCUCCAUGUCAGCUGCUGGAGACCUGACUGUCUCUCUUCCUGAUGGCCUGACUACACUGGAUGGCAUUCACCUGCAGCUGACACCUGCCAACCUGGUGUGCCCCAAUGUCCAGAUUUCUGGCAUCGAUACAAGCAACAUCAAUAACAUCACACUACAGAUUGACCAUACCCUCCUACAGCAGACCUUACAGCAGGGUGGUCUCCUCUCUCAGCCCCUGAGCAUUGACGCUGGCCUCAUCUCCCACUCUGGCAGCCAGCUGACAUCUACCACGGACUCCCCAGUGUCUGCCAAUGUUGUCAUCCACCCACUGACCAGCCUGGCCCUGCAGCCCUCUACCAUUACACCUGCUCAGGUCACAAUGGCCGGCCUGCCUGAGCAGGACGGAUCUGGUACUCAGGACCUGAGCCACGUCAUGAGCAGCUCUGGGCUGGUAGCUGGAGGCAACAGUGGUCAGGAAAUCACAUUGACCAUCAACAAUUCCAGCUUGACACAAGCCCUAGCCCAGGUACAGGCCCAGGCCACUGCGGCUGGUUCCAGCACCGCAGCAGGAAACCCUCAGGAGAUCACACUCACCAUAUCAGGCCAGAAUCUGCUUCCACAACAUAGCAACCCUAAUGGUGUCGAGAUGAACAGCAGCAUCAGGCUGCCAUCGCCACUCAACAGCCAGCCCACCAGUGCAGCCCUGACUAUCACCAAUGACCAACUCCUACCUCAGAGCCCCGCCAACACUGGAAUGGCAGUAACUAGCCUACCACCGAGCACCACCCUGUCACAUACUGCUGCAUCCCAGAGUCUAGUGAUGUCACCAGGAGGCGUGGCCAGCGAUGGCAGCGUUACACUGACCCUGACAGAUGCACAGGGGAUGCUGGAUGGUGUCACUCUAAACCUUAAUACACAGGGUCAGACAUUUCCUGCAGUGUUGAAUGAAUCUGGUCUGCCAGAACAGCCACCCAGCUCAGGCCAGCAGGUCAUACUGGUCAGCCACCAUUCGCAGUCCACAAAUGGAGCAUCUGACAAUGGAUAUAAUAUUUCUGAGGAUGGCCAUAAGGGUGGGAAGGACGCCCAGACAGAGGCUGAUAACCGGAACCAGUGUUACUACUGUAAUCAGGUGUGCCAAAAUGCCAACACACUGCGAAGGCACUGCAGGCAAGCUCAUGGCAAGGACCGCUGUCAUGUUUGCAGUCUGUGUAACAAGGCCUUCAAACGAGCUACACACCUGAAGGAACAUGAGCGCGUGCACCAGCCAGGCCCGUCACCCAGCUCCCAGAAACCCAGAGUCUUCAGCUGCUCCUCCUGUGUGAAGGCCUUUGCCAAGCGCAGCCAACUGGAGAGACACAACCGAACACACACAGGUGAGCGUCCCUUCAAGUGCAGCCAGUGUGAAAAGGCCUUUAACCAGAAGAGUGCUCUGCAGGUCCACAUGGUCAAACACACUGGGAAGAAGCCCUUCAAGUGUGAGGUGUGCAGCAUCAGGUUCACCCAGAAGAGCAACAUGAAGCACCACAUGAAGAGAUCCCACGGCUAUGGCCAGAUCCAAGAAGUGGCUCUGGGCCAAGAAGAAACAGGAACUCAAGUGGAGGUAACACCUGAACUUGACCUGGAAGUGGUUCCUGAAUCAUCUGGAGACUGGCACAGUGUCUUCCCCUGACACACGGGUGUCAAGAGUCAAACAGCUCUGUUCAGAGUUGUGAGCACUGACUGAGUUUUACAGCGAAACAGCAAAGCUUUGCCAAACAUAUUCCUCUUCUAUUUGGUUAGAAAGAGAUUUAAGGUGUAAUACAUUUGCUCCACUGGAGAGCGAGGGCUUUCUCCCUAGUAGCAGCCCCAUGCAGUUUAACUACAUUAGCAGAGUCGAGGUCUCUCUGAUUGGUUUAAUGACUUCUCUCUGUUUUGCUACUGACCGAUUGUCAUCAAUGUGAUAACCUCCAGAGAGGUCUGGCUCAAUAAACCCAGGCACCCAGAAAGUUCUCCAGUGAGAAUGCAGGUCCCUCAGUGCUGACCAUGUUGGAAAGAGGGGAAACUACUCUGUGAAGAAGCUCCCCGGACACCAGUGUCUUGUCUCCUCAUUACUGGUCUGCUCACAUGGAUGUACAGUACGUGGAGCUGUACUGUUAAUAGAAACCUUUUCCCCCACUGGCUUAUAAGACGUCUGUCACCUUUUUGUUUGUUUUUUUUACAUACUUAUACUGUACUUAUUUGUUCCUGACAUGAAAUGUCAUAUGCAGGUUAUGUUUGUUUUGGUUUGUUAAGAUUAGCAGUGGGCUGUGAGGACACCGUUUUGGAUUUGAAGCUCUUUGAGCUUUCUGACUGACAAUGUCAGCAUUAUGUGUUUCCAGUCAUAUCAUUUAGCACACCCAUUUUGUUAAUCCUGUAAAUAGUGUGGUUAGAUAUUUUCUGACCUAUGACAGCAUGGAUUGGAUAGAAAUGUGGGUAUAAUGUUGCAUUUGUUAUGAAGCAAAGCCAGUAUACAGAUGAUAAGCUGUUUUUUUUUUCAUCCUUUUUUAGUUGCAUUUUCUAUUGUCCAGAAUAAAUUAAGAAGAUUAAU